GACAGCUUGGCACGCCAUCUUCGGUGCGCGCUGAAAGGCACGCCUCUGGCAGCGGCAACUCUCCGGGUCGAAGAACAUCCCACUCUACAUCCCCCCCUUUCCCAACCGCGAUGUCGGCGGCCAAGUCGCCCUCGGGCGCGACGUCGCUCUUGCCUGCCGAGGUCAACGGCCAGCUGGCUCAGCUGCUUCAGCAGCUCCAGUCCGCGGACAACAACAUCCGCUCCCAGGCUGAAGAUGUCCUCCAGAACCAAUGGACCAGCCAGCGGCCCGAGUGGCUCUUGAUGGGUCUGGCCGAACAAAUCGCAAAUUCCACCGAUCCAAAUAUGCGCUCCUUUGCGGCGCUCAUCUUCCGCCGGAUAGCGUCCAAGACUCGAAAGAUCGGCAACUCGGACAACGUCGAUAUGUUUAUUUCCCUCGACAAGGAACACGGAACCGUCAUUCGUGGAAAACUUCUGGAAACCCUGGUGACGGAGAGCGAUAAGACCGUGCGGAACAGGAUUAGCGAUGCCGUUGCCGAGCUCGCCAGACAAUACUACGACAACAACGACUCGUGGCCAGAGCUUCUCCAGGCUCUCUUUAGCCUCAGUCAGGCCCCAGAUGCUCUCAAGCGAGAGACCGCAUUCCGCGUCUUCACGACGACGCCGGGUAUCAUUGAGAAGCAACACGAAGAUGCGGUUGCCCAGGCGUUCGCGCAAGCCUUCAAGGACGACUCGGUCGCGGUUCGUCUCGCUGCCAUGGAGGCCUUUGCAGCCUUCUUCCGCAGCCUGAGCAAGAAAAACCAAACCAAGUAUCACGUCCUUCUUCCCGAAGUCCUCAACAUCCUGCCGCCCAUCAAGGACUCGCAAGACUCGGAGGAUCUCAGCAAGGCCCUCGUAGCUCUUAUCGACCUCGCCGAAGGAGCCCCGCGGAUGUUCAAGCAGGUCUUCAACGUUCUCGUCCAAUUCUGUAUCUCAGUCAUCCAGGACAAGGAGCUGAGCGAUCUGUGCCGGCAAAAUGCGCUGGAGCUCAUGGCGACGUUUGCCGAUUAUGCGCCGUCCAUGUGCAAAAAGGACCCUAACUACACGAACGACAUGGUCACCCAGUGCCUCAGCUUGAUGACCGACUUGGGCGAAGACGACGAUGAUGCAGCUGAAUGGCUUGCCGCGGAUGACCUCGAUGACCCUGAGAGCGACCAGAACCACGUUGCCGGCGAACAUUGCAUGGAUCGUCUCGCCAACAAGCUGGGCGGUAUGGUCAUCCUCCAGCCAACAUUCAACUGGCUUCCGCGGAUGCUGUCCUCUCCCGCCUGGAGGGACCGUCAUGCUGCUCUUAUGGCCAUCUCGGCCAUCUCCGAAGGUUGUCGGGACCAGAUGAUCGGCGAACUGAAGCAAGUUCUCGAGCUGGUUGUCCCCGCCUUGAAGGAUCCCCACCCGCGUGUCCGUUGGGCCGGCUGCAACGCACUCGGUCAGAUGAGCACGGACUUCGCGCCGACAAUGCAGAAAGAGUACUACGAUACCAUCCUCUCGGCGAUUGUCCCCGUUCUCGACUCUCCGGAGGCCCGGGUCAAGUCCCACGCCGCCGCCGCUCUGGUCAAUUUCUGCGAGGAGGCCGAUAAGAGCGUGCUCGAACCCUACCUCGACGGGCUGUUGAGCGCCCUCUAUCAGCUGCUCCAAAGCGACAAGAGAUACGUCCAAGAGCAAGCGCUCUCCACGAUUGCUACUAUCGCCGACGCCGCAGAGCAAGCUUUCGCCCGGUAUUACGACACGCUGAUGCCCCUUCUCGUCAGCGUCCUGGGACGCGAGAACGAUAAGGAGUAUCGGUUGCUCCGGGCAAAGGCGAUGGAGUGCGCGACCCUGAUCGCGCUUGCGGUCGGUGCUCCCCGCCUCGGCGGGGAUGCCACAAUGCUCGUCCAGCUCUUGGCAAACAUCCAAGAUAACGUCCAGGAUCCGGACGACCCGCAGGCCCAGUAUCUCAUGCACUGCUGGGGCAGAAUGUGUCGCGUCAUGGGCAAGGCUUUCCUCCCGUACCUGCCCAAGGUCAUGCCGCCGCUACUGGAACUGGCGAGCGCCAAGGCCGACAUUCAGCUCCUUGAUGACGACGAGCAGAUCGAGAAGUUCCAGCAAGAAGACGGCUGGGAACUGGUGCCGCUGCGUGGCAAGACCAUCGGCAUCAAGACCAGCUCCAUGGACGACAAGCACAUGGCCAUUGAGCUUCUCGUCGUUUACGCCCAAGUGCUCGAAGAAGACUUCGCGCCGCACGCAGACGAGAUUAUGGAGAAGAUUGCCCUCCCCGGCCUCGCGUUCUUCUUCCACGACCCAGUUCGGUUUGUGUCGGCCAAGCUUGUCCCUCAGCUCCUCAGCUGCGUCAAGAAGGCGUACGGGCCUCAGUCGGAGCAGCUGGCUAGCCUGUGGAACAAGACGGUCGACAAGCUUCUCGAGGUCCUGACUGCGGAACCAGCCGUGGACACGCUCGCAGAGAUGUACCAGUGCUUCUACGAGUCGGUCGAGGUCAUAGCGAGGCCCUGCCUCACCGACGCGCACCUGGGCCGGUUCAUCGAGGCGGUCAACUCGACUCUGGAAGACUACAAAGACCGUGUCGCGCAGCGCGAGGAGGAGCGGCGGGGCGUCGCGGCGGAGGAUGCCGAGGAUGAGCAGGAAGAGAUUCUCAUGGCCAUCGAGGAUGAUCAGACACUGCUCUCCGACAUGAACAAGGCCUUCCAUUGUGUUUUCAAGUACCACGGUGCCAAUUUCCUCCGUCACUGGGAGCACCUGCUCCCAACCUACCAAGGUUUCCUGAAAUCGGAAGACCCGACGCAGCGGCAGUGGGGACUGUGCAUCAUGGACGACGUCCUCGAGUACUGCGGCCCCCAGAGCAGCCAGUACGCCAACUACAUCACGCAACCACUGAUACAGGGCUGCCAGGACCCGUCGCCCGCCAUUCGCCAGGCCGCAGCUUAUGGCAUUGGUGUGGCGGCUCGGCACGGCGGCGACGCUUGGUCGGCAUUCCUCUGGGGCGCCGUCCCGUUCCUGUUCGAGGUAAUGCGGGUUCCUGAUGCACGCAACGAAGACAACGUGUACGCGACGGAAAACGCAUGCGCGGCCAUUGCCAAGAUCCUGCAUUUCAACUCGUCGGCCGUCGCCCAGCCUGACCAGGUCAUUGCGGAAUGGAUCAACACGCUGCCCGUCACCAAUGAUGAGGAGGCGGCGCCGUACGCAUACCUGUACCUGGCGGAACUCAUCUCGAAGCAACACCCUGCGGUCAUGUCACGGGCGCCGCAGAUAUUCGUGUAUGUUGCGCAGGCUCUCGAAGCCGAGGCGCUGAGCGGCCAGAACGCCGCGCGCGUUGUGGCAGCUACGAAGCUGCUAGUAGAAGGCACCGGCACGGACGUCUCGCCGCUGCUGCAACAAUUCUCCCCGGAGUCGCAGAACGUCAUCCGAUCGCACUUUCUCUAGGAUUAGGAUCAAUGU
Messenger RNA from Thermothielavioides terrestris NRRL 8126, 3446 nucleotides. RefSeq lists its product as uncharacterized. The record is from RefSeq and is a predicted model, not a curated record. Gene Ontology annotation, biological process: protein import into nucleus. The transcript has 5 exons. Gene Ontology annotation, molecular function: small GTPase binding; nuclear import signal receptor activity. Lineage: Eukaryota; Fungi; Ascomycota; Sordariomycetes; Sordariales; Chaetomiaceae. The coding region runs from base 111 to 3431 and encodes 1106 amino acids. Gene Ontology annotation, cellular component: cytoplasm; nucleus.